AUGGCGUCGGUAGUGAAACGCUUGUUGGAAGAUCCAGAAGAUCUUUGCUGCCCCAUCUCAAGAUGUCUCAUGGAGAACCCCGUCGUGGCCAGUGAUGGCUACACCUAUGACAAGGAGAGCAUUGAAGCAGCCUGGCAAAGGAAGAGAGUGUCGCCCAUGACCAACAAGCCCAUGAAGAAGAAGCAGGUGGUACCUACACAAGACAAGAAAAGCGCGAUUGUGGACUACAAGACCAAGACUGUGAAUGAGAUUCUCAAGAUUCUCCCACGCAUCCAUGACCGCGAAUCGAUCACCCAGCUUCUUCAACGCGCCGAAGGCUUCGUUCGCCCCUAUGCCAAAGACAAAUCCGAGCAAGGGAAGUUGAUCACGCUCUUGCAUCUGAAGGCUGAUCUGCCCAAAGACUUGCGGGGGGAUGCCAUACCCGAGCUUCUCAGGUUGCUCUCAGAGAGGGAAGAUGAUGCCGGACUGAGGGAGGUCUUGAAGAAGUUUGGUGAUGACCUGGCUCACCAUGUGUCAGAGUUGAGUGAUGACAUGCUGGCCAAGCUUCAUGCCCUUGCACCCAGUGAGAAGGUGUCCUCGAUGCUAGCCCAGGAGCUGGCAUGCAGCAUGGCGAAGAUGAAGAGUGCUGCAGGCGUGAAAUCCUUGUGGCAGAUCCUCAAAAGGCUUGCCGCGACGUGUGAAGCGGCCGAAGCUCAAUCGGGCCAAUGGUGUGCAGGAGAGGCCUGUGGACUGUUCUUGGCGGCUCAUCCGAAAUUCAAAGCUGAUCUCAAGGACCUGCCACUGGCAGCGCUGAGAAGCACCAACGUCUUCAUGACAGAUGCCUCAAAAGCCUCCGCGCGUGCCAUGGAGCUUUUCCGCUGCGACCUGGGUCUUCCCAAAGUGAAGUCGGAUGCAUCAGUCUUGGCGCAGGUCCUGCUGGAGAGAAGCAAGCGCGAAGAGAAGGCCCAGAAGCAGAAGCUCUUGAUGGAAGCGUAUGAGUUGGAUGAAAGCGAUGCAGAGAUCCGGACGGCCUUGAUUCAGGUUCUCAGAGAGGCCUUGGAAGGGUCUGAAGGAGACUUUGACAAGGAAGACAUGUUGCUCAGAGCGCUCUUUGCAGAAAAUGACAAGAUUCCUGAGGACUUGUUGCCAAAGCUGUCGCUGAAGCUCAAGACGUUGCCACCUCAGCACUGUUUGGCACUUGCCAAGCAGCUUUCCUGCGCGGAUCGCAAAGUGGAUGGUGCCAAAGUGGCAGUCAUGGCAGCAGAGGGCUUUGAAGAUGCCAACUCUGCCAGAGCCGCAUAUCUCUCAGCUUUUCAGAUGGAUCGACAGAAUCAGGAUGCCUUCCUUGGUGUCAUUGAUGCCUGUGGCUUUGCCGCUGAGAAGUGUCACCAGCUGGAGUGCCGCAUAUCCGAGAUGUCCCAGCUGGAGCAGAAGCUCAAGAUUUCUCAACAGAAGCAAGAUCGAUUCAACAAGAAGCAGCAGGAGGAGAUCACCAACCUCCAGAGAGAGCUGGCCAACGCCACAGAGACGUCGGGCACGCUUCGUAGACAGCUUUUGGGCCAACAAGAUAGGCUAGCGAAGCUUGAGCAGUCUGUAUCUACUCUGAGGCACAAUCCAUUUUCUGGUAUUAGAUUCUAG
Molecule: messenger RNA, 1617 nt
Organism: Symbiodinium natans
Lineage: Eukaryota; Dinophyceae; Suessiales; Symbiodiniaceae
Source: the annotation of a GenBank genome assembly